UUCAAAAGACUGAGGCAGGAUUUCCUCUAAGUUUUUACCUGAGCUUGGCCCCUUUCAUAUUUAUUUUGGGCCUGACAAAACUUCCCAGUCCCUGCCUGUGACAGGCAUACCUGUAACAUGAUGCUGCCACCACAAUUCUUGAAAAUAUAGAGGAUUUCACUCCGUGAUGUGUUAGAUUUGGCCCAAACUUAAGUUGUUCAUUUAGGCCAAAAAGUUAAAUAUUUUGCCAUGCUGUCUUGAGGUAUAACUAAAGCGCCAUGUUUCAAACAGGAGUGAUGAUUUGGAAUUGAUUUCUUUAGCAGAGGCUUCCUUCUUUUCUUUCUGUCAAACAGGCCAGUAAUGUGGAGUGAAUGCAAUGCUGUUGGUCCAUGCAGUUUUCUCUCCACUCAGCCAAUGAACUCUGUGGCUGUUUUAAAAUCAUCUUUGGCCUCAUAGUGAAAUCCCUGAGCAGUUUCCAUUCUCUCCUACAGCUCAGUUAGGAAGGAUGGCCAGAUCCUCACAGUGCCAGGGUGAUACGAUACACCAACUACAGAUUAUUUACCCUAUUUGACCAUACUUAAAGGGAUAUUCAGUGUCUUGGAAUUAUUUCGUAACCUCCCCUGAUAUGUGCCUGUCUAAAAAUGUAUCACCUGACAUGUUUUUAAAACUAAUUGGUGGCUCUGAGAUUGAGUCAUUGUUUGAAUAUCACUAUCUAACAGAGGGACCAUACAAAGACAGGGUAAACUAUUCUUAAAUCAUGAGAACCACUACUUAUGCGAACAGGUGGACACCAUUCAAUAAAUGUUGUGCAUUAAUUUGAAAAUAUUUGCUCUUCACACACAGACUUAUGCAUUCACAAUAUAUUAGUUUUUUAUGUUUUAUUAAUUUCAGCAAAUGUCUAAAAAAUGUCUUACACUUUGAAAAUGUGGAGUAGUUUAUGUAGAUCUGUAAGGAAAAUAAAAUGUAAGGCAGCAAUAUAUAAUGUAUAUACCUCAACCAACAAAUGAAUGGUAAAGAUUAGCACCGCAGAUCUGUAAAUUCCAUUGUGCUUAUCUUCUCUAUUCAUUUUGGAUUGUGGCAUAUACACUGUAGGUCCUUCUACAAAACAGAUUGCCUGGGAUGUGGACUUAUCUGAAGAGAAGAUCGCUUUUGAGUCCAGAGAGCUUCGUUUGGAUGCCCACAAAGCAGCUCCUCAAGGUUUCAUCAUGAAUAGAAACAAGCGAGGAGGAGAAAGGGAGCUCUACAGUUUAGAUGUCGGAGAUUCCACCUUCACAGUUCUGAAACGCUACCAGAAUCUAAGGCCCAUCGGCUCAGGAGCACAGGGAAUCGUCUGUUCAGCAUAUGACCACAACCUCGAGAGAAAUGUGGCGAUUAAGAAGUUAAGUCGGCCGUUCCAGAACCAGACGCAUGCCAAGAGAGCGUACAGAGAACUGGUGUUAAUGAAAUGUGUCAAUCACAAAAAUAUCAUUGGCCUAUUAAACGUAUUCAGCCCACAAAAAUCAUUAGAAGAAUUUGCAGAUGUAUACAUUGUGAUGGAGCUGAUGGAUGCCAACCUGUGUCAGGUGAUUCAGAUGGAGUUGGACCAUGAGAGGUUGUCCUACCUGCUCUACCAGAUGCUGUGUGGCAUCAAACACCUCCACGCUGCCGGCAUCAUACACAGGGAUCUAAAGCCCAGUAACAUCGUGGUGAAGUCAGACUGUACGUUGAAGAUCUUGGACUUUGGCUUGGCUCGGACGGCGGCUACAGGUCUGCUGAUGACCCCCUACGUAGUGACCAGAUACUACAGAGCACCAGAGGUCAUACUGGGGAUGGGCUACCAGGCCAACGUGGACAUAUGGUCUGUGGGGUGUAUUCUGGCAGAAAUGGUCCGCCACAAAAUCCUGUUCCCAGGAAGGGACUACAUUGACCAGUGGAACAAGGUGAUAGAGCAGCUUGGGACUCCGCCCCAGGAGUUCCUGAUGAAGCUCAACCAAUCAGUGAGGACGUACGUAGAGAACAGGCCGUGUUACGCAGGAUACAGCUUUGACAAACUCUUCCCUGACGUCCUCUUCCCUGCAGACUCAGAACACAACAAACUGAAAGCGAGCCAGGCCAGAGACCUGCUGUCUAAGAUGUUGGUGAUCGACUCGUCUAAGAGGAUCUCGGUGGACGAGGCCCUGAAACACCCCUAUAUCAACGUGUGGUACGACCCAGCAGAAGUGGAGGCGCCCCCUCCGAAGAUCACAGACAAGCAGCUGGAUGAGCGAGAGCAUACGGUGGAGGAGUGGAAAGACCUGAUCUGGAAGGAGGUGUAUGAGUGGGACGAGUGGACCAAGCAGAAUGGCGUGAUCAGAGGACAACCUCCUCUUUUAGGUGCAGCAGUGAUCGACAGCUCCCCUCAGCACGCCUCGUCCUCCUCCUCCUCCUCCUCGGCCAAUGACGUAUCCUCCAUGUCGACUGACCCCAGUGACCCUAGUGAACCCACCAUGACCUCUGACACGGACAGCAGCCUGGACAGCCACACCUCUCUGGGAGCACUGGCCUGCUGCAGAUAACACACACACACACACACUCAGCCCCAGCCCUACACCUCCUGUCAUGGUAUAUAGUUUGAAACACUUAAUGGGGCAAUCUGUGAUUGCUACAUAAUUAUGUUUAAAAUUUCAAUGAAUUAUAUAUACCAAUUGAUUCUUGAAGAAUAAAAUAUAUAAAUGCUUUUACUCCAUUGUUUGUAAACAAUGUAAUUGUAAACAAACAC
This is a messenger RNA of Coregonus clupeaformis (lake whitefish), 2716 nucleotides long. Its product is annotated as mitogen-activated protein kinase 8. Lineage: Eukaryota; Metazoa; Chordata; Actinopteri; Salmoniformes; Salmonidae. The coding region runs from base 1185 to 2513 and encodes 442 amino acids. Gene Ontology annotation, molecular function: JUN kinase activity; ATP binding. The record is from RefSeq and is a predicted model, not a curated record. The transcript is spliced from 12 exons. Gene Ontology annotation, cellular component: cytoplasm; nucleus. Gene Ontology annotation, biological process: JNK cascade; protein phosphorylation.